Messenger RNA from Archocentrus centrarchus (flier cichlid), 3699 nucleotides. RefSeq names its product glucosamine (N-acetyl)-6-sulfatase (Sanfilippo disease IIID), b (gene gnsb). The coding region runs from base 143 to 1711 and encodes 522 amino acids. Gene Ontology annotation, molecular function: N-acetylglucosamine-6-sulfatase activity; glycosaminoglycan binding. The record is from RefSeq and is a predicted model, not a curated record. Gene Ontology annotation, biological process: glycosaminoglycan metabolic process. The transcript has 13 exons. Lineage: Eukaryota; Metazoa; Chordata; Actinopteri; Cichliformes; Cichlidae.
CUUUAAAAUUACCAGUGUGUCUGUCCGGUGCAGCCUCAUCACGCUCACUUUACAGCACGUCCUCCCCCUGAGCAGGAAACGAAACCUGCUGAACGGCAGCGGCGGCUGUGUGUUGCACCAGGCCCGGCGCUGUGGUGUCCCAAUGGCAGGCCUGAGAAACAGAGCUGGAGCGACCAUAAGCCGACAGGGAGGAGGAGGACACUCCGCUGCGUUCUCCCUGCUCGUGCUGCUGGCCGCGCUGCUCACCUGCGGCGUCAGGUGUGCGGAAAGCGCCAAACCGAGCAACGUCAUCGUCGUGCUUGCAGACGACCAGGAUAUUCAACUAGGUGGAAUGACACCGAUGAAGAAAACAAAAGCAUAUAUAGGAGAUGCAGGAGCAACAUUUGUGAAUGCUUUCACAGUCACGCCACUGUGCUGCCCCAGCAGGAGCAGUAUUUUGACGGGUCGAUACCCUCACAACCAUGAGGUGAGAAACAACUCCCUGAGUGGGAACUGCUCCAGCAUUCAGUGGCAGAAAGGCCCUGAGGCAGAGGCCUUCCACACUUACCUCAGCAAACUGAAAUACCAGACCUUCUUUGCUGGGAAAUAUCUUAACCAGUACGGCAGCAAAGAUGCAGGAAGUGUCGGCCAUGUUCCGGUUGGCUGGGACCAGUGGCAUGCACUGGUGGGAAACUCCCAGUACUACAACUACACCCUGUCAGUCAACGGGAAAGAAGAAAAGCACGGUGACAGUUACGAGGACGACUACCUCACAGACCUCAUACUGAACCGGUCCCUUCGCUUCCUGGAUGACAGGAGCCCUCAACAUCCGUUCUUCCUGAUGUUGUCACCUCCAGCUCCUCACUCCCCGUGGACGGCUGCGCCUCAGUACCAAAAAGAGUUCCAGGACGUUCAGGCCCCUCGAGAUGGCAGCUUUAACAAACCGGGGAAGGAUAAACACUGGCUGCUGCGCCAGCCACCUAAUCCCAUGGCAAACAGCUCGAUCACCUUCCUGGAUAACGCAUACAGGAAAAGGUGGCAGACCCUGUUAUCUGUGGACGACUUGGUGGAGAGUCUGGUGAAGAAACUCAGCAGUAUAAAUGAGCUGAACAACACCUACAUCUUUUACACUUCAGACAACGGCUACCAUGCAGGUCAGUUCUCGCUGCCUAUUGAUAAGAGGCAGCUCUAUGAAUUUGACAUCAGGAUUCCGCUCAUGGUCCGUGGUCCUGGCAUCAAACCAGGGCAGAUGCUACAGGCUCCAGUGCUGAAUAUCGACCUGGCUCCCACCAUACUGGAUAUAGCUGGAGUCAACCUGUCAGUUGUGAAUGUGGAUGGGCAGUCUUUCCUCGCUCAGAUGGCUCCUUCAUUGCGUAAUGGCACGGUACGACCAUUCUUCCUUGUUGAGUAUACUGGAGAGGGACAUCCAACAAAAGACCCUGCUUGUCCUAAACUUGGCCCAGGACUAUCUCAAUGUUUCCCAGACUGUGUAUGUGAAGACUCCUAUAACAACACAUACGCCUGUGUCAGGACCCUGGACAGCAACCAGAACCUCCAAUACUGCGAGUUUGCAGACAGUGAGUCGUUUGUAGAAGUCUAUAACCUGACAGCAGACAUGCACCAGCUGGAGAACAUUGUGAAGAAGGUGGAUCCCUCCGUCCUGCAGACCAUGAACCAGCGGCUCAUAAAGCUCCAGUCCUGCAUGGGCGACAGCUGCCGGGACUACAAGUAAAGAUGAGGCCACCAAAGAAACUGCCAAACAAUGACCACACCAAACUGAGUGCAGUGUGGGGUCAGUUUGUCUGAAUUUUUACAAGUAUGAAAAUGUUUUGAGAUGAUUCUGAAGGGAAAAAACAAACAAACAAGUUUAACAAAUAAAAUAACUGGUGGCUGCCUUCCAUUAAGUUGUGCCAGUUUCAGGGGCCCAAAGUUUCUUUGGAAAUUUGCUCUUUUGAUGGUCAGUACACAAAUUGUGCGACUUGGUGUUCAGUGAAUAUGAAGCAACUACCAGUUGGCUUAGCUUAGGUGAGCAUAAAGACUGGAUAUGGGGGAAGACAGCUUGGCUAUGUGCAGUGAUAACAAAAUCUAUCAAAAUUUAUAUUGAUAUUAUAUACCAGUCCAUAGGGAUCAGUCCAUCUGUCAAAUAUUAGUCUCAGUCAGUAUCGACCUUGUUGAUGGCUUUCAGCAUGUGCACACAUUUGCACUAAAUGUUCAAAGAUUUAAAGAGCUGGAAGUCUUUCAAACUGUUAAUUUUUUGUAUAUGAUUUCAUUGAUUAUCCCAAAACAAGAGCAGGAUUAAAAAAAGACAAAAUAAACAUCUAAUUGGAAGCAGAUAUCAGCGAAAUGGUAUCAUAAUUAAUGGCCAUCAUUGAUGGCCAACUUUUCCACAGUUGGUGAUAUUGGUCUACUUUUCCUUUAACAAGUCAAACUUUCUGCUGUCUUUCAGAGCUAUGCUUGUUUAUCUUGUUUUAUUGAGUUUACCUUUAUUCUUUUUCAAAUGUUCUAUGUAAGGUUGUUGUUAUAGCAUUUCUCCACCAUUCAGCUCCCGCUCCAGUGAGUCUCUCUGCAACUGAUAAUGGUAGUUCUUAUUCUGCUCUCUCGCUCCACUCCAACCAAAACCAGCAGCAGGUGGAGAACUGGCUCAUCUGCUGCUAUGCCAGGCUCACCAAAGCUGCAGAGUGCAAGGACCAACUAAGUCCAGGUUUUGGAGAGACUUGUGACCAAUCUUCAAUUAGGAAACAUUAGAUGGGAGAGAGUUAGCACCUUAGCAGUGACUGAACUUUCCAAAUAAAAUACUUGCAUAUAGCACCCUUUAAGAAACUUAUUUCCCCAUGCCAUCAAGUGUUUAUGUAUGAACUGCAAUGUUCAGGCAUAACAAUAUGCUGUUAACAUUUCAAAAAAUGAUGGAUUCUUCUUGUGACUUUGGUUGUGAACAGUUCAACAACCAAGGUUUACUGCUACACUGUAGCUGUCACUCAUCCUGUUUGGUCUUUGAAGAGUUGGUUCAACAUUCUGGGGCUUCAUUUAAAUGCUUGCCAUGAGAUGGAUGAGAAGAUUAAUACCACUUUUGUGUCCAGUCAAUAUAAAUCUACCAUCAGUUAUUAGUUAGCCCUGCAUGUAAUCUUGCCUGCUUGAUACAGGUAAAAAAUUAAGCAACUGCUUGUAUGUAGGUUUACAAAUGGUUAUGCUAAUCUGAGCUAACCAAAAGCUGCUUCUAACGACAUGUGUAAUGUGCAGAGUUGUAUCAAUCUUUCUUUUUUUUUUUUUUUUUUUUUUUUUUUUUUUGUGGCAGCAGUUUUACUUUCAUAAAAAAAUCUUUGUACUUACUAACUCAUAAAUGUAUCUCGGCAGUCCUUUAGGUUCAAAGACCUAAAGACAAAGUCUGUGUCCAGUAUUUAGUCUAUUUUCAGUAUUGCCUUAGAUUCAAAGAAUGAACUCAGCUUUUUAAAAUUGAACUCUUUAUUACUCUAUUUAACAGUUGCCAAGAGCCAUUUUAAAGUGGGAGCUGGAACACAUGCUUAUACUUUUUGAGAUGUUUUGUAAUUGUAUGGAAUUUAUCAAGGGAGAUUUUUGCACAGUGGUGUUUGAGAUGAAUACUUUAAUCCUGUGUGCCUUAUCUUCACACUGACGAGGUGCACGUACCUUUAAAAUGUGAAUGAAUCUACGCUGUGAUGAAACUGAUUAAAUUAAAUAAAGGCUUUAAAUGCACUUGUCAUGUUU